UCUCGGCCGGGUCCGUGGCGGUACUGCUUGGCUGCAGGGAGCUCGGCCGCCGUAGCAGUCUCGCCGGCUCCCUUCAAGCCCGCUGAGCUCUGAUGGGGACCGCUUCGCCUGCUGGGCCCGGAGGAUUGGGAGAGGCGUCUGACGAGGCUCUAGAUCCUCGCUGCAGCGGGGGCUCGGCCCGGGCCCCGGCCCGGAAGCAGAGAGUCCCCGGACUCACCCGAUGGAAGUGAGAAUGACCUCAAUAGCGAAGUUUGAUGAGCGCUUUAUGGCCCAAGUAGGGUCGUUACGUUUACUGAAAGGGGAGCAGCAAGAGCAAAAACCCCCGAGGUGUGAAAUAGCCCUGCACCCAUGGGGCAAAGGGGUCAUCUUGCGGGAAACCCAGAGAACUGAGGAAGCAAAGGGAAAGAAGGCGAAGAGAUGGGCGGGGCGGGGAGUUCGUACUGUAUCUUGAGGACGGUGGGAAAUCUCCGAAGGAGUUGAAGCAGGGAAGUGAUGGGUGAAAAUCUGCACGUUCCCGGGUUUGCUCUAGUUGGCUGCGCGGAGAAGAGGGAGGCCAGCUAGGAAGCUGCUGCAGUAAUCCUGGCGCCAAGAUGCGCGUCCGCAGGAAGGGUGAGGAGGUGGGCUGGCAGAGGAGGUGGACGACAAAGUUCUUCAUGCUGCUUUUAUUCCUUUUGGAGACAUCACAGAUAUUCAGAUUCCUCUGGAUUAUGAAACAGAAUGAAUCUGAGCUCUUUGGACGGACGAUUCGUGUCAAUUUGGCAAAACCAAUGAGGAUUAAGGAGGGCUCUUCCAGACCAGUGUGGUCAGAUGAUGACUGGCUGAAGAAGUUUUCUGGGAAGACUCUUGAAGAGAAUAAAGAGGAGGAAGGGUCGGAGCCUCCCAAAGUGGAAAUCCAGGAGGGAGAGCCCGCUGUCAAAAAGGCCCGGUCAAAUCCUCAGGUGUACAUGGACAUCAAGAUCGGGAACAAGCCAGCCGGCCGCAUCCAGAUGCUGCUGCGUUCAGACGUUGUUCCCAUGACAGCAGAGAAUUUCCGAUGCCUGUGCACCCACGAGAAGGGCUUUGGCUUUAAAGGAAGUAGCUUCCACCGCAUCAUCCCCCAGUUCAUGUGCCAGGGCGGCGAUUUCACGAACCACAACGGCACGGGGGGCAAGUCCAUCUACGGGAAAAAGUUCGAUGAUGAGAACUUUAUCCUCAAACACACGGGACCAGGCCUGCUCUCCAUGGCUAACUCCGGCCCCAACACCAACGGCUCCCAGUUCUUCCUGACGUGUGACAAGACGGAUUGGCUGGAUGGCAAGCACGUGGUGUUCGGGGAGGUCACAGAAGGCCUGGAUGUCCUGCGGCAGAUCGAGGCUCAGGGCAGCAAGGACGGGAAGCCAAAGCAGAAGGUGAUCAUCGCCGACUGCGGGGAAUACGUGUGAGUCUGCACGCUCCGUGUCUGCACCGCCCUGCGUCCCGGAGCGGUCACCCCGUCUCGGGGCAUUGGUCCCCUCUGGGCAAGCAGGGCUUUGUGUCCCGGCUCCUGGGAUCCACUUGGAGCGGCUCUUGUGCCGAGGCGGCCCGGGCUUCCUCUGGCUCUCCCUGGGGCGGCCAUGGGCCAGGAGGGCAGAGGCGCCGCGUCUUCCAGGCCUCUGCUGCCGCAGCUGCUCCUAAGCCCACCCAUGUGGCUCCCAGACGUCGCUUCUGCUAAAAUAAAUCCUACUUCUUGUCCUGCCGA
Messenger RNA from Nyctereutes procyonoides (raccoon dog), 1717 nucleotides. RefSeq names its product peptidylprolyl isomerase E (gene PPIE). The record is from RefSeq and is a predicted model, not a curated record. Bases 591 to 1421 code for a protein of 276 amino acids. Gene Ontology annotation, molecular function: peptidyl-prolyl cis-trans isomerase activity; RNA binding. The transcript is spliced from 8 exons. Gene Ontology annotation, cellular component: intracellular membrane-bounded organelle. Lineage: Eukaryota; Metazoa; Chordata; Mammalia; Carnivora; Canidae. Gene Ontology annotation, biological process: protein peptidyl-prolyl isomerization; protein folding.